This is a messenger RNA of Cucurbita moschata (crookneck pumpkin), 1721 nucleotides long. RefSeq names its product protein DMP7-like. Bases 186 to 833 code for a protein of 215 amino acids. The transcript has a single exon. The record is from RefSeq and is a predicted model, not a curated record. NCBI's taxonomy places the organism in Eukaryota, Viridiplantae, Streptophyta, Magnoliopsida, Cucurbitales, Cucurbitaceae. Gene Ontology annotation, biological process: endomembrane system organization.
UCCAAGAAUAGGUAGCAACCGAUGUAUAACGCCAUUGUCGACAGUUUCUCUAAUUCCUUCGAAUUAAACCAAAAAAAAAUAACAGAAUCCAUCUGGAUUUCAAAGAAUUAAACCGAUCAUUUCCCAAACAAUUAAUAAUUCGUAAAUAUCUCACACCAAACCAAAGGAAUCACUCAUUCAUCACAAUGGAAGGGGAUAUGGAGAGCCAAAAUCAGCAAGCACUGGCCGCCGAGGCGCUGCUCCGAGGAUCCCAGCAGCCACUGUUACAGAACGCCGGAAAGCCAACAAAAACGCCGACCCAAAAAGCCAUUAGAAAGACCUUCAAAAAAACAGCCCAUUUAGCCAACCUCCUCCCCACCGGCACCGUCCUCGGCUUCCAAAUCCUGUCCCCCAUUUUCACGCACCAAGGUAACUGCCACACCACCGUCAGCCAAACCUCCACCCUCGCCCUCCUCCUCCUCUGCGCCCUGUCCUGUUUUUUCCUCCUCUUCACCGACAGUUUCCGGGACGAACGCGGCAAAGUCCGAUAUGGGGUGGCCACGUUUCAGGGCUUGUGGGUCAUUGAUGCUUCCACCACACUGCCCAAGGAGGAGGCUGCUAAGUAUAGACUACGGUUUAUUGAUUUUUUUCAUGCCUUUUGUUCUCUGUUGGUGUUUGUAGCUGUUGCUCUGUUUGAUGAGAAUGUUGUGAAGUGUUUCUAUCCGACUCCGUCCGACGAAACAAGGGAGCUUUUGGUUGUGUUGCCUGUCGGAAUUGGUGUGUUGUGCAGCUUCUUGUUUAUUGUUUUUCCUUCUAAACGACAUGGCGUUGGAUUCCCUCUCUCUCGUCAGUAGCGAGGAAUCAAGAGAUACUACAAACAAGUUCUUGUUGAAUUCUUCAAUUUCCCUAAGCUUUUGUAAACUACCCUCAUUGUUUCGCUUAAUUUAAUUGAAUAUUCGACGUUCCAUGUCACGUGUUGUUCAUUUACAUUAAAAAAUGGCAUAUUAGUGUCAGUAUAAAUGAAAUUUCUUCCAUGUUCGGCUAUAGGCAGUCUAUUACAACCCAAGUCCACUACUAGCAGAAAUCGUUCUCUUUUGAGAUUUCUCUUCCGAGCUUCUCGUUGAGGUUUUAAAAUGUGCACAAAUUGUUCUCUUUAGACUUUUUCUUCUGGGUUUCGUCUUAAAACGGGUUUGUUAGGGAGAAGUUUCCACUCUCUUGUAAAGAAUGUUUUGUUCCCCUCACUGAUCGAUGUGGGAUCUCAUAAUCUACCCCCUUCGGAGCCCAGCAUCCUCGCUGACACACCGCUCCAUGUCCAUCCCCUUCGGGGUUCAGCGUCCUUACACCCUUACAAAGAAUGCUUCGUUCCCCUCUUCAAUUGAUCCAUCUCACAAUCCACUCUCUUUCGGGAUCCAACGUUCUCGUUGGUAAAUCGCCUGAUGUCCACCCUCUUCAGGGUCCAAUGUUCUUGCUAGCACACCUCUUUGAUGUCCACUCCCUUCGAGGCUCAAUGUCUUCAUUGGCACACCAUCCAGUGUCCACCUCCUACAGGGCUCAGCAUCCUCACGGGUACACCGCCUAAUGUCUCGCUCUAAUACCAUUUGUAACAACCUAGGUCCACUGCUAACAAAAAUUGUCUUCUUUGGAUUUAAAAACGUGACUGCUAGGGAGAGGUUUACUGAUCUCUAUACAAAUGUUUCAUUCCACUUCCCAAUCGUCGUGGGAUCUCACACAACUCUAGAAUC